GGCACGAAGGACUCAUGGACCUCGAGGCGCAGGCCAAAGAGACGGCCACCAUGGUGCUCUUCGUCAUUGACAACCUCACGCGCGCCAUCGUCUCGAUCAACGAAGCGGCCGAGUACAUGUGCUGCGGCCGGCGCGUCGUGCUCGUCGUCCUGGACAUGGAAGCAGGUGUUCACAUCGGCAACAAGGCGCUCACCGAGCACGAGAUCGCCGACUUGAACGCAGCGCGCGCGUGCCUGCGUCAGUAUGUCUCCAUGUACCCGCUCGUCAAGCUCUUUGCGACCGUCGAAGAUGCCGUGACGCACGUCAUCUCGGAAGACUGCCUCGCCCCGGUCACCAGCAAGGGCGGGUCGCGCGUCCGGCCCAACCGACUCCGGAAGCGGUCGUCGCUCGUGCUGAGUCAGUGGCCCAAGAAGCCGCUCAAUACAAAGGUCUUCAUGCGGUCGUGUUCGAGCAGCUCGAUCAUCGAGAGCGAAGGCAGCUCCGAGGACGAAGGCGACGCCGAGUCGCCGCUGACCAACUCGGCGCCGGUCAAGGAGUCGAGCCAGCGCUACAUCUACCUCGGCGGGAACCUCCGCCAUACGUCGUGGCGUGCGAGCACGGCGAUUCCGAUGCUGCAAAGGCGCUUGUGCCGUACUAUAGUCCGAGCGGCGACUUUCUCUGGGUCGCCAACGGCGUCGAACACAAGUCGGACAAGAACAUGAAGCACUCGGCCGACUUGAUUUUGAUUGUGAUUCCCAGCAAUUGCCGGUCGAUCGCCUCGAUGACCGACGCGCUCCUCCUCAUCUGCAGUGAACGCGCAGUCUUGCUCGUGAUCGAACCCAUGACCGAAGGCACUUCGAUGGAAGACGGCGCAACGCCCAUCGGCCGCGAGUUCCAGGACCUCCAUCGCGCCCGCGCGUACCUCACCGAGACGGCACAUCGCCAUGACACGCACAUCUUUGACGACGUGGCAUCGGCCAUCGACUUUAUCCUCACCUACCAUCACUAAGGACCGUUGGCACAUAUAUAGGACUAGGUUCUUAGUUGUAGUAGCUGAAAUGGUGGUACCAACGAGUGACUCUUCAAACACUGUCC
Molecule: messenger RNA, 1074 nt
Organism: Saprolegnia parasitica CBS 223.65
Lineage: Eukaryota; Oomycota; Saprolegniomycetes; Saprolegniales; Saprolegniaceae
Exons: 3
Coding region: 15-701 (228 amino acids)
Cellular component (GO): plasma membrane
Source: RefSeq, a predicted model, not a curated record